AUGCUGCAUGGGGUGGUGGUAGAUGAAGGUGAAAAGACUUUGGGCAGUGCUGAAGACCCAGCCUGGCUCCAGCUUCUUUGAAAGAACUCCAGCCGCCCAGCACCUCAGCCCACAGCCCUCUGCUGCCCACAGGAUGGGAGCCUGGGGGCUGGGAACCCAGCCAUGAGGGACUGCUGCCCCUCCCAGCAGAAAACCAGCCCUGUACCCCUUAGGCACAACCUUGUACAAAGCCCAGGCAUGGAUUCUAGACACAGCAGCCCCAGUGGGGCUGGGGAAGGGACCUCCUGUUCUGAGGGCCCUGGAGGGAGCUCAGCCUGCCCCUCCCUGACCUGUAUCCCUCCCCAAGAGGCAGCCACCAAGGAAACACUGGGGACACAUAGAGCCUUGAUCUCAGGGACAACAGAAACCACUUUCUCUGGGAAGCCAGAGCCUGUGUCCUCAGUGAAAACUGAGCCCACAUCCUUGGAGAACAGAAAUCCUGUGUUCUUGGAGAAGAUGGAUCCCAAGUCGUCAAAGCAGGCAGAUUCCACUUCUAUAGGAAAGGAAGAUGCUGGGUCCUUGAGGAAGGCAGAUCCCACGUUUAUAGUAAAGACAGAGCCUGUGGUCUUGGGAAAAGGGGAUCCUAUGGCAUCUGGAAGGAUGGAUCCUGUGACCCCAAGAAAGGAGGAUCCAGGAUCCUUGGGAAAGGUAGAUCCGGUGUGCUCUGACAAGGUGGACACAGUGUCCCCAGGGAAGGAGGAUCCUGUAUCCUCUGCCAAAGUGGGUCCUGAGUUCCCAAGAAAGGAGGGGCCCAGGUAUUCAGGAAAAGAGCUUCCUGUGGCCUCAGAAGAGAUGGCUUCUGCAUCUGUGGGAAAGGCAGAGCUUGUGUCUUUGGGAAAGAGAGAUCCUGAGCCCUCAGGAAAGAUGGAUCCUGGGUCCUUAGAAAACACAGAUUCUGCAUCUGCGGGAAAGCCAGAUCCUGGGUCCUUGGGGACACUGACUCUAGGGUCACCUGGCAAAAUUGAGCCUAUAUCUCCAGGAACAGUGGCUCUGGGGUCCUCAGUAAGGAUGGAGCCUACUCACUUGGGGAUGACAGAUCCUACAUUUGUAGGAAGUACAGAAACUGUGUCCUCCACAGAAGAGGACCGUCAGAUCCUGGGGCAGAUAGAUAAUGCCUCCUCAGGAAAGGGAGACCCCAUGUCUAUGAGAGUGAUAAAAACCAUGUCUGCUGGGCAGGUGGAUCCUAUAUUUUCAGGAAAGAUGGAACCCACAUCGUUGACAAAUGUGGAUCCUGUGUCUUCAGGCAGGGUGGGUCCAGUUUCUUUGGGAAAGGUGGAUCUUGUGCCCUCAGGAAAACCAGAGCCCUUGUCUCCUGGGCAGGCAGAACCAAUGCCUGUGAGGAAGGCAGAAACCGUCUCACUACGAAAGGAGGACCCAGUGCCCUCCACAAAGGUGGAUCUCAUUUCUAUGGGAAAUACAAAAACAUCAUCUGGAAAAGUGAAUCCUGAAUCAAAAGGGAGGAUAGACCCUGUGCCCUCCGGUCCAGGGCAUCCCAAAUUCUUGGGGAUAGCGGGACCCUCAUCCUCUGUAAAAGCUGAGGCAGUGACUGGGGGGAAAGCAGAUCCACUGUCCUCAGAGAAGGCAGGUCCUAUGGCCUCUGGAAUGGUGGGUCCCACAGCCUCAGGGAAGGCUGAUCCCCUGGCCUUCCGCAGGGGGGACACUGUGUGCAGUGGGAAGGUGGAAGGUGGUCCCUCUGGAGAAGUGGACUCUGUGUCUUCAGGAAUAUUGGCCCUCGUGACUCUAGAAAAAACAGUUCCAGCAUCCAUGGCAAAAGCAGAAGCUGUCCCGGAGGGAAAGGUGGAUCCCCUGCCUCCGGAAACAGAGAAUCUUAUGAACUCCGCGAAGGUGGAUCCCAGGGCCCCAGGAAAGGCAGAACCCAACUCUGGAGGCAAAACAGACACAAAGCCCCUAGGGCAGGGGGGCCCGGCUUCCCCGGGAAAAGCAGACGCCGCGUCUCCGCAGAAGGAGAAGCCGCUGGCCCGGGAGAAAGGGGAGCCGGCGUCCUGCGGAAGGGCAGACCCUAUUGUCUCUGGGAAGGCGGAGCCUGUGGUCCCCGCGCAGGCCGAGGACGCUGCGCCUCCGAGAAGAGCAGAGCCCUCGUCCUCGGGGAAGUUGGCCCCGCUGCCCCUGAAGAAGGCAGGGGCCGCCUCCUCCAGGCAGUCGGACGGCAAGCCGUGCGGGCCGGGCCCUUCUCCCGCGGGGGCCGCCAGUGGCGGAGGCCUCGCGGGGCCGGCGCCCGCGCCCGCGCCCGCGCCCAGCGCGGAGGCCUCCAGCCUAGGCCCGGCAGACCUGGGGGCCCCUGGGGCUGACGGAAGCCCCGGCCCCGAGCCCGCGGGACCCCCGCCCGCGCCGCGGACUCGCGACAACUUCACGAAGGCGCCGUCCUGGGAGGCGAGCGCCCCGCCGCGGGAGGACGCGGGCACGCAGGCGGGCGCUCAGGCCUGCGUGUCGGUGGCCGUGAGCCCCAUGUCUCCGCAGGACGGCGCGGGCCCGGCCUUCAGCUUCCAGGCGGCGCCGCGCGCGCCCAGCCCCGCGCCCGGGCCUCCCUCGCGCCGGGACGCGGGCCUGCAGGUGUCGCUGGGCGCCGCCGAGACGCGCUCCGUGGCCACCGGGCCCAUGACGCCGCAGGCGGCCGCCCCGCCCGCCGCGCCGCCCGCCUUCCCCGAAGUCCGGGUGCGGCCCGGCUCCGCGCUGGCAGCCGCCGUGGCGCCCCAGGAGGCGGCCGAGCCCGUGCGCGACGUGAGCUGGGACGAAAAGGGCAUGACGUGGGAGGUGUACGGCGCCGCCAUGGAGGUGGAGGUGCUGGGCAUGGCCAUCCAGAAGCACCUGGAGCGACAGAUCGAGGAGCACGGCCGCCAAGGGGCGCCCGCGCCGCCGCCCGCCGCCCGCCCGGGCCCCGGCCGUGCCGGCUCCACGCGCGCCGCGCCCCCCGAGGGCCCCGCCAAGCGCCCGCCUGGCCUCUUCCGCGCGCUGCUGCAGAGUGUGCGCCGGCCGCGGUGCUGCUCCCGAGCCGGACCCACGGCCGAGUGAUCUGCCCCCCUUUUGUACGCCCGGGUCUCCAGCCUUUUCAGGCUCCCUUCUUGACCAC
Molecule: messenger RNA, 3127 nt
Organism: Canis lupus familiaris (dog)
Lineage: Eukaryota; Metazoa; Chordata; Mammalia; Carnivora; Canidae
Gene: GPRIN1
Product: G protein regulated inducer of neurite outgrowth 1
Exons: 2
Biological process (GO): neuron projection development
Cellular component (GO): plasma membrane
Source: RefSeq, a predicted model, not a curated record